GCCAAACAGCAGAGCAAGGUUUGUUCUUAUAGAAAACCCACUGCCCCCCUACUACCACUCUCCCACCUUCCAAAACUCCCCUGCUCAUAUCUCUCCUCCCACUCCCCCUCGCCCAUCUAUCCAGACUCAGACAGUCUCUCAAGCCCCACCCGCCUCACUCUCAGCCUAUCGGAUGGGGAGGAUCAGCUGGACCGCCUCCAGCAGGUGGAGCUUGCCCGGGGCAUGCCCAUGUCGCUGUGGAGGGCGGGCACCGUGCAGGCCUGGCUGGAGGUCAUCAUGGCAAUGCCCAUGUACAUUCGCGCCUGCUCUGAGAAUGUGAAGAGUGGCAAGGUAGGACCCGAGAUGGCAUCAAACUGUAGGAAGACUUAGGCCAGUAUUCAAUCAAUCAAAUCCAUGUGGCUUUCCGAAUAGCUCUUUCAGAGGUGGAUUCAUUUGAUUUUCACAUCAGCUUCUCCUGCCGGUAGAGCGAGUUGACACUUGAUACAGAUAUUGACAGACUGGUUGCUGCAUUGGAGCCUGGAGACUUCUCAGCCUGGUUUGCUCUCAGAACUGAACAAGUCACAUCAAGAGAAUAUCAGUUUUUUCUCAGUUUUUAAAUCAAAUGUCAAUUUCCGCCAUCCGGUACAUGCUGCGGCGCAAAUCAAAGGCACUUGUGAAAUCGCAAUCCGGAAAUCCACUAUCAGCAAUCAGUUGAAUGUGAUUUGACCUUUGACCCCUGUGCAGGUGCUGCUGGGCCUGUCAGAUGAGGACCUGGAGCUUGGGUUAGGGGUCACCAGCUCCAUGCACCGCAGGAAGCUCCGGCUGGCCAUCAAUGACUACAGGGAUGCAGAAAACGGCAGGGGGUGAGACGCUCCUCAUACACCUUCUCACACUAAAACCACAUAUCUAGGAACCAGAUUGCCCAACCCCAAAUCCUAACCUUAACCAUUAGGAGGGUACAAUAAUAUCUGACCCUGGAUCAACAGUUAAAGGCAAACUCUACAACUCUCAUCUGCAAUGGUAUCAGACACACACACACACAGUAGCGGUUUGCUACCUCUAGUGUGAGAUGGCCCUCUGCUGGUCAAACAUGACUACCACUAUUCUAACACACUGCAUAACACCACACGUUAUUGGUGACAGGCACAAUCAUGUAACCAAGGUUAGACAAUGAUCAGAGACAGAGAUGCAGGGUUUGGCAAACCCAGUUUCAGAUUUGGAAUUUGAGCCGCCUCCACAAAGUGUUCCAAGGCAAUAAAAUAAUGCAUAUGCAGAAUGUGAAUUAGAAUGUCACUUUCAAGUAGAGUUGGGGUCAAUUUCAGUAGGUUGAAUUGGACAUGGAAUUCAAUUAAAUCCCUGUAGUUGGAAUGGAAUUGACCCCAACACUGCUGUCAAGGAACAUAGGCCCAACAUGGAAGAUAUACUCUUUACAUCCCAGAGAGCAAAACUGGUUGCAAUGACAUCAGGCUGACUUCUUUAUUGUUUCCAUAGUCAAGUUGUAUAUUGAUUGUAAACUGACGUUUAUAGAUGUGUCAUUAGUGACCAGAAACAAACAUCUUCACCUGGUUGUAAUCUCUUGUCGCUUCAACCAGAGAACAACUUUUCAACCCGAAAAUGGCAUUCUUAUGACAUCCCGUGCAAAAUAUUUCACACAGGGACAUAAUAAUCUACUCACCUUCCUUUCUUCUCAUCUCUUUCCAUCUCUCCCCAUGUCCUGUCAUCUCUUCUCAUGUUUUCUUCUUCUUCAUUUCUCCUCAUCUCUUCACACUGCAGGCUGUCAAAGGCUGCAGACUUGGACCACCACUGGGUGGCCAAGGCCUGGCUGAACGACGUGGGGCUGCCGCAGUACUCGCAGGCCUUCCACACACACCUGGUUGACGGGCGCAUGCUCAACUCUCUGACACAGCGUGAUCUGGAGAGGUCCCUCAACGUCACCAAGAAGGCCCACCAGGUCAGCCUGCUGCUGGGCAUCGAGCUGCUGUACAUGCUCAACUUUGACAAGGAGGUGGGUAGUCAUGCAAACAGCAACACACAUCCAUAUAUACAGUAUACAUUACACAUACAUUACAUGUACAAAUGUGCAGUAGGCCAACAUACUGUCCAUACAGCAGGAUUGGGAAAACAGUCAAUUCAGGAAUUUAUUUGAAUAUAAACACUUGAAAUAAAUAGCUUCUCCUUUUCAUUUUAUUGAGAAGUGAUUGAAAAUAAGCCCUUUUUUAAAUUAUUGAAUUGGAAUUUCAGUUUACUUCCUGAAUUGACUGACUUAUAUUCAAAAUAAAUGUUAGAGAUAUGUAUUUGUGUAUGCAUGUACUGUAGGCUACAAUUCACUUUAUUUGCACAUACUGACAUGGCUUUAUGAACUCAUUUAGUUGUGGAUGUGUGUAAUCUGUGGUUGAAAGUAGAAUACAAAUGGUGAAUGUACAUUUAAAUGUGUGUUUGUGUGUGUCUAUAUAUACACGUGUGUGUGUCUUUCGACCCUCUCAGGCCCUCCAGGCCAGACGGGCUCAGUGUGAGCAUCAGAACCUGGAUCCCUUGGUAUGGACGUGUCAUCGUGUCGUCAAGUGGGUUCGAGACAUUGACCUUAAGGUGGGGUCAUGGGGUCACAUUCAUCCUAUUGACUUUGGCACACAAGUACUUUAAGAACAUGACAUCUGAUGUUUUACACUGACUCAGUACCAGUGGUGAACCGUGGCUAUUAUACCUUCAGUGGGGAGAAAAUAUCUUCCAACAUGUUGUACCAAACUCAAAAAUCAAGAAAGAUAGCAUAGCAUCACUUAAUGUUCCCAACUGAAUCAAACAGGACUGAGGCUGAGCCACGCUUCGGGCUGCACUCACACAGAGACAGCACCCGCACGGAUAUUGCUACCAGCAACAACAACCAUACUGCUUACACAACCUAUGGUAGCCUAACGCCAUCACUAUCACUUGCGACAACAGUGACACAUCAAGAGAAGUGAGUGUGGCAGGCUUGUGAUGCUGAAAGGACAGCGACCCUAAUACAUUUUACAUUUACAUUUUAGUCAUUUAGCAGACGCUCUUAUCCAGAGCGACUUACAGUUAGUGCAUACAUUAUUUUAUAUUUAUCAUACUGGCCCCCCGUGGGAAUCAAACCCACAACCCUGGCAUUGCAAACGCCAUGCUCUACCAACUGAGCUACAUCCCUGCAGCGCACUUUUUGUAAAACACAUAGGGCUGAUAGAAAGAUAGCAGUCACACACAGCAUGAUGUUAAAGAAUAAGCAGCCCAUUCACUCUGACAUAAUAAGCCAGUAGGUCCCAAUCAUAAGAAUACAAUAACACAAUCAUUAGGCUAAGCAUUUCCAAAUUGAAAUGUGCAACUAUUACUUCCCAUUGCAAAAACAAAAUGUUCACAUUCAGCACACAAACUAACUGGUGAUAUAAGGUUUAAAUGCUACAAUGUUUCAUACAGAAGUUAUUUUCAAAGAGAUGGCUAACUUUUUGUUGAAAGUUCAUCUUGAAAAGGGCGACGCUAACAAAUUAGCAACAACAUCCUCCUCGAUAACACGUGCUGCAGCCGCUGCACACUAGCCUACAACAAAAGCUAGCUAUCUAGCUAGCUAGCUAGACCGUGGGAAAACGACUGCGGAAGUUCUUGUUCUUCUAUGGUAUAAUGGCGUUCGCAACAAUUGGAUGUGCAUUCCGCCACCUACUGUGCGGGUGGAUAAUAAGGAUCCCAAAAAGGAAAUAAUGUGGGUAAAUAUAUAUAUAUAUAUAUAUCAUACAAACUUAACUAGAAAUUAACUAAACAAAAUCAACCUGCUUUUCUGUAAAAAAAUACAAUAAUCUAAUCAGGUCCCUAAAUAGGCUCAGAAGACUCCUGUGAGGGCGGGACAUUUCGUAGCGACAAUAGUCCUUGCAGUGCUUCUGCCGUGAAGUCUUGAAGUCCCCAAAACUUCUCUGCUGCAGAUAUAAUGAUGUCCAGCUUCUUGGACUUCUUAGACAUUUGUGCUGUACAAUUAAUCACUGUGGCUAUAAAUGCUACAAAAUCCACCUUCUUCACAAUGAGUGUAUCCAGAUCACUUAAUUGACUUAAAACAUUAGCAACUGGUUGCAACGCAUCCACCUCCAUAUCUUCUUCAACACUGUGGCCUCUUGCCCCUUCGACUCUCUUCACCACCUCCACAUAGGAGAUCUGCUGUACAGCCCUGAUCCUUGAUACCUCGACCUCUCUCACCCUAACAGGGCACUCAAGGAAGUCCAGAGUAUGAUCCCCACCACAGUUGCAACAUUUUCCAUUCACAGAUUCUUCAAUACCAUACUUCUCACGUCUGCAAACAUUUGACACGUGACCAUAUCUUUUACAAUUCCCACACUGUAGUGGUUUGGACAGAAAUGCUCUAACCGCAUACCUCACAUAUCCAAGCUUCACAUGUUCAGGUAGUCUCUUCAAACAAUCAAUAGGCUUUUCUCCUUCCUUCCCAUUUACAGGCCACGUGCACUGACCACUCCUGGGAUUUUCUGAAUAAGGUGCUCGUCAUCUAUAUCUAACGAGACUCCAAGUAUAACUCCCUUGGCAGGCGCCCUGCUCCGAAAGUCAGUACAGGUUACUUCUGAUGUGGGUAAUUUUGCCAGAUCCAGUGCACGCUUCUUCUGUUCUUCAUCGACACAAUUAACCAAAACAAGGCUGCUUCUAGUCACCUUGAUUAAAUCCACCUUUCCCACUGCUUUCUUCACAGUCCUCGAUAGAACAAAUGGAUUUCCCAAAUUAACCUCCUUGUCCAAAAAACGCAGUCCAAUAAGAAAUGCAUUAUUGGACCGGUCCUUGUCCUCUACUUCGUUUUGUUCCAUUCUUUGAUUUCACUAUUUUCCAUUCAUUGUCACACACUUCACUUGCCGCACUUUCAGAUUCAAGCAACAAUUCCAUGGACGCUACCGUUUUGGAACAUCUCCAUCUUUAUCCGAAGGCGGAAGUUUCCAUACAUUUUUGUAUAAACGCCAUUACAAGUCAAAAUGUGAUUGGUUGAUUGCGCUGUCACUCCAGAAUUCUGCCCUAAUACGGUUAAAUGGCAGAUGCCUUCUAUCUAGCUUCUGAUGGCACAGCCAAUGGCUGAUUUACCUAGCUAGAUUUAUCUCCACAGAGACCACCAAAGAAAAAUCCUGAUAUUUUUUAUCUUCAGUGUUAACCCUUUCCUUUCCAACACAAACUGAAGCGAUUAAAUCAGAAUAUAAUUGAAAACAAUAAUAUAAUUUGAAUAUGAUUGAAAUAUUAUUGAAAAGAUUAAAUAGAAAUUAAAGGAUAUUUAUAUAUUUUACUACUACAAUUAUUUUAUAAAUCCUUAGGCCUUCUCUGAAGGCAUAGAAGGCCUUCACGGUUCCCCACUACUCAGUACGCAUUGAUAAAUCUUAGCCACUUAUGAUAAGACCUGACUGGUGUCAGUAUGAAAAUGUGCUUACACAUGGUUAGUAAUCAUUUGAUGUACAGUGCAAAGUAUUCAUUAAAGUGAAUUGUGCAUCCCAAUUAUUGCGGUAUUGUGGUUACCGCACAAUAAGUCGUGACUUACUGUAACUCAAUUAACCGUUUUCAGAAGCUUAUGACAGUUUAUGAUAGAUCCUUUCAUAUGAACAGCCAGUGGUGGCCCAUCACCACCUGUUUUUAGCCCCACAUUUUUACCUAAAAAUACAAAAUACAAAUAAAUUGUUGCCUGUUUUGCAUGUUAUUUUGGCAUUAAUACAUGUCACAUAUCAUUUAGCAAACAAUGUUUUUUUUUUUUUUACAAAAAUCAUUGAGUUAAUAAAGCCGCAUACAGUAAGGCAGCUCCAAAAUGCAGGUGUUUCAGCCUAGCUCAGUGCUUUCUGUGGUGGUGGGGCAGCCAACAGAAAAUGCGGCACGUAGGGGUUGGUAAUGUUCUCUAGUUGCUACCGGGAUUGCGUAAUGUUCUCUAGUUGCGCCGUGAUUGUCUCAGUGUUUGUCACUCAUGGGGACACUACGUCACCGCCAAAUCUAAGGGUAGAGCUUGAAAAUUCAAGCCCCUUGGGUGCUGCCAUAGAGUUACAUUAGAAGUACCCAUCCAAGAAGGCUCAAGGUCAUUGGCCACAGAUAAAAUUACGUCAAAUCACAUUAUAUCUACAGUAGCUUUGAUUGGACUGAUCAUGUCAACAUCAUACUUUCAAAAUCUUAGCUAGCAAGCUAGCAGUCAUCAUGAAUCAUGUCGACAAUCUACUGGCAAAUGCUUUUUAGUCCUUGUCAUAUGAAGAGAAAUUAUAGCUAAAACGUAUCGGUGCUCAUCGGCCAUUGGACAUAAACAUUACACAACAAGUUGGAAAUCGCAAAUUCAACAAUUAGUGGUUUGGAAGGAAUUAUUGGCUAACUGCAAGCGUUGCAAAGCAAUCACUAGCCUGCUAUUCAGUGGUGUGGCUGUGUGGUCCCAAGGGUCUCUUUUCCAAGCUUAAAAUGAUAAACAUUCAACAUUGGCCAUGCUGUCAAUCCAGCAUGAUUUCUGCUGCGCUCAGAACUGUUAACUCCGAACUGGGAAAUCUGACUUCAGUGAGUUCAAGACAACUGGGAACUCGGGGAAGAAAUUAGCUCCGACUGGGAAAAUACGUUUUGACCGGUCAUCCAACUCUGAAUUGUAAGUCGGGAACUCGGGCCUCUUUCUAGAGCUAUGACCUGAAGAUCACUGACGUCAUCAUAAUUUGACCUUGUUUUUUCCCCGAGUUCCCAGUUGUCUUGAAAGCGCCAUAAAUCCAGAGAAUGCCAGACUUUGAUGACAAAGUUUGAUGACAAAAUUUGCCCACGAAGGACCGCCGCGCCACCUUCCUGUUCAAGUGAGCACAGCACAACAAGGUGAGUCCAAAAAUGUCUUGUAUGCUGCUGCAUAAAUAAUGUAAUAUGCCAGGGAGAUAUGUAUACUGUAGCUAAGAAAGUAAUACUAAGUGUAGGUCAUGUAGUAAGCUGUUAGUAGCCCAUGUGCCUCACCGUAAUAAUUUGGUCUAUUUUCCUGUCUUAAUUGUGCGUACUGUUCUGACUUGGUGGUGAACGUGUAGCCUAUAACCUGUUUUAGAGAAAUGUAAUCAUCGAAUAUUGUAAGAGCUUUCAUUUUCUGCUUAUAUGCCCACUUUAUUUAUCCUACGGUUCUGACUUGGUGUACAGGGAGAACACUGUAAGAACGGCCCAAUUACGGAUUGCCUCUUAUCCGCUUGUCAUCCCCUUAUGCCAUAGUUUGUACAUCUCAAUUUACAUUUACAUUUUAGUCAUUUAGCAGACGCUCUUAUCCAGAGCGACUUACAGUUAGUGAGUGCAUACAUUUUUCAUACUGGCCCCCCGUGGGAAUCGAACCCACAACCCUGGUGUUGCAAGCGCCAUGCUCUACCAACUGAGCUACAGGAGGCCUACAGUAGAAACCACAUUUGUUUAGGCAAGUCAGCCAUAUCAGCUAUGUUUUUUUUAAAGGCAGUAAAUGAGGCUGAAUGAAUUGUUUUGCUGCCAGACAAGGCUCCACUGAUAGCCAGGUGUAGUAGUGGUAAGGUGUUGGGACUCUGCUGUUGGGACUCUGCUGUUGGGACAGAUUUAUGUCGGCCCUAACAGUUUGUGGGCACCGUUUGUCACCGUUCUAGUGCAAUUAGUGUAUUGUUCAGUGUUGUGUUGUGGCUUUGCUGGCAUGCAUCCCCCAAUUUUUUCUUUUGUUUGCCCCAUCAAGAUUGACAUGCUAAAAUUGCCACUGUGAACAGUCCAAGUAAAUAUUGUCAGUCAGAGCCCUAUUCAAUACAUUUUUCAAUGUUGAGGGUUAGCAGUGGUGGAAAAAGUACCCAACUGUCAUACUUGAUUAAAAGUAAAGAUGCCUUAAUAGAAAAUGCCUCAAGUAAAAGUGAAAGUCACCCUGUAAAGUAUUUAUUGACUAAAAGUCUGAAAGUAUUUGGUUUUAAAUAUACUUAAGUAUCAAAAUUAAAGGUAAAAGUAUAAAUCAUUUCAAAUUCCUUUUAUUAAGCAAACCAGAUGGCACAAUGUGUUUUUAUUUAUUUACGGAUAGCCAGGGGCACACGCCAACACUCAGACAUCAUUUACAAAUGAAGAAUUUGUGUUUAAUGAGUCCAACAGAUCAGAGGCAGUAGAGAUGACCAGGGAUGUUCUCUUGAUAAGUGUGUGAAUUGGACCAUUUUCCUGUCCUGCUAAGCAUUCAAAAUGUAACGAGUGCUUUUGGGUGUCAGGGAAAAUGUAUGGAGUAAAAAAGUACAUUACUUUCUUUAGGAAUGUAGUGAAGUAAAAGUUUUCAAAAAUAUAAAUAGUAAAGUAGAGAUACCACCAAGAAGACAUUUUAUCAUUGUUAUUUUCUCAGUAGGUUUUGCAUGGGUGGAGUUUUGGCUUACCUGGUGACAUCACCAGGCGGGAUAAGUUAAUAUAGACCAAUAACAAAGAGGGUUCAAAACCUCUCUGCCAAUAACAGCUCAUUUUCAGAUGACAUACUGCAUCUCUCCCCCUCCCACUCAGACCACUCCCAGACAGUCCUAGCAAAAUUCUUGCUUGAGAAAUAGAUUUUUGCUAAAAAGCUAUUUUUUGUUUAUUUUUUAACAUUAAGUGAAAACUAUUACAGUAAGGUACUCAAUUGUUAACUAGAAAUUAUUUGAUAUUGCAAUAAGAACGGCUGCAUUGAGCCUUAACUAACCCUUCGAAUAAAAUUUUACCAUAAUUGCAAUAUCCCUCUCCCCACCCUGUACAGGAGUUUGCCGACAGUCUCCAGAACAGUGGAGUUCAUGGUGCGGUCAUGGUGCUAGAUCCCUCCUUCAACAUGGACUCCAUGGCAACGGCAUUGGGUAUCCUAGGCAACAAGCACAUGAUUCGCCGCCACCUCACUGAGGAAAUGAAGGCCCUCAUCAGCUCGGCCAGGUGAGGCAGGGCAGGGCAGAGAGAGAGAGUGAGAGAGAGCAACAGAGAGAGAGAGAAAGAGAGAGAAUAUAGAUGAGCCUUAUUUUCAGGGAAGGCCUGAGGCAGGUCAUGUGAGGAUGAUGUCAUCCCUCCUCGAGUUAAUGUGAACAACAUGGCCUGGAGACCAUGUGACACCUUAUAAUUGCUGAGAGGGCUGAAUAGACAACAUCCCUUAACCUAAUGAGGGAGGGGACUUGUGGGUACAAUCAUGAGGGCAGGACACCGAUCUCUUUCAAAGAUACAAGUCAGACCAGAUUCUGAGUGCUGGUUGUAUCGCCAGCUCAACACAUGCACUCCAGAGAAAUACGGCUGCCUAUAUCAGGGGUUCUCAAAGUGGGGUCCAUGGACCACCAGGCGGCCAGAUCAAAAGAAGAAAAAAUAUAUAUAUAUAUACAUAUACACUGCUCAAAAAAAUAAAGGGAACACUAAAAUAACACAUCCUAGAUCUGAAUGAAUGAAAUAAUCUUAUUAAAUACUUUUUUCUUUACAUAGUUAAAUGUGCUGACAACAAAAUCACACAAAAAUGAUCAAUGGAAAUCAAAAUUAUCAACCCAUGGAGGUCUGGAUUUAGAGUCACCCUCAAAAUUAAAGUGGAAAACCACACUACAGGCUGAUCCAACUUUGAUGUAAUGUCCUUAAAACAAGUCAAAAUGAGGCUCAGUAGUGUGUGUGGCCUCCACGUGCCUGUAUGUCUCCCUACAACGCCUGGGCAUGCUCCUGAUGAGGUGGCGGAUGGUCUCCUGAGGGAUCUCCUCACAGACCUGGACUAAAGCAUCCGCCAACUCCUGGACAGUCUGUGGAGGAACCCAGGGCCAACCGCACCAGCAUAUGGUCUCACAAGGGGUCUGAGGAUCUCAUCUCGGUACCUAAUGGCAGUCAGGCUACCUCUGGCGAGCACAUGGAGGGCUGUGCGGCCCCCCAAAGAAAUGCCACCCCACACCAUGACUGACCCACCGCCAAACCGGUCAUGCUGGAGGAUGUUGCAGGCAGCAGAACAUUCUCCACGGUGUCUCAAGACUCUGUCACGUCUGUCACAUGUGCUCAGUGUGAACCUGCUUUCAUCUGUGAAGAGCACAGGGCGCCAGUGGCGAAUUUGCCAAUCUUGGUGUUCUCUGGCAAAUGCCAAAGGUCCUGCACAGUGUUGGGCUGUAAGCACAACCCCCACCUGUGGACGUCGGGCCCUCAUACCACCCUCAUGGAGUCUGUUUCUGACCGUUUGAGCAGACACAUGCACAUUUGUGGCCUGCUGGAGGUCAUAAUGCAGGGCUCUGGCAGUGCUCCUCCUGCUCCUCCUUGCACAAAGGCGGAGGUAGCAGUCCUGCUGCUGGGUUGUUGCCCUCCUACGGCCUCCUCCACGUCUCCUGAUGUACUGGCCUGUCUCCUGGUAGCGCCUCCAUGCUCUGGACACUACGCUGACAGACACAGCAAACCUUCUUGCCACAGCUCGCAUUGAUGUGCCAUCCUGGAUGAGCUGCACUACCUGAGCCACUUGUGUGUGUUGUAGACUCCGUCUCAUGCUACCACUAGAGUGAAAGCACCGCCAGCAUUCAAAAGUCCAAGACCAAAACAUCAGCCAGGAAGCAUAGGAACUGAGAAGUGGUCUGUGGUCACCACCUGCAAAACCAGUCCUUUAUUGGGGGUGUCUUGCUAAUUGCCUAUAAUUUCCACCUGUUGUCUAUUCCAUUUGCACAACAGCAUGUGAAAUGUAUUGUCAAUAAUAAUAUGCCAUUUAGCAGACGCUUUUAUCCAAAGCGACUUACAGUCAUGUGUGCAUACAUUUUUUUUUUGUGUAUGGGUGGUCCCGGGGAUCGAACCCACUACCUUGGUGUUACAAGCGCCGUGCUCUACCAGCUGAGCUACAGAGGACCCAGUGUUGCUUCCUAAGCAGUUUGAUUUCACAGAAGUGUGAUUGACUUGGAGUUAUAUUGUGUUGUUUAAGUGUUCCCUUUAUUUUUUUUGAGCAGUGUGUAUAUAUAUAUAUAUAUAUAUAGUACCAGUCAAAAGUUUGGACACACCUACUCAUUCAAGGGUGUUUCUUUAUUUUUACUAUUUUAUACAUCAUGUUAAACAAAUCAAAAUAUAUUUUGUAUUUGAAAUUCUUCAAAGUAGCCACCCUUUGCCUUGAUGACAGCUUUGCACUCUCUUGGCAUUCUCUCAACCAGCUUCACCUGGAAUGCUUUUCCAACAGUCUUGAAGGAGUUCCCACAUAUGCUGAGCACUUGUUGGCUGCUUUUCCCUCACUCUGUGGUCCAACUCAUCCCAAACCAUCUCAAUUGGGUUGAGGUCAGGUGAUUGUGGAGGCCAGGUCAUCUGAUGCAGCACCCCAUCACUCUCCUUCUUGGUAAAAUAGCCCUUACACAGCCUGGAGUUGUGUUGGGUCAUUGUCCUGUUGAAAAACAAAUGAUAGUCCCACUAAGCACAAAACAGAUGGGAUGGCAUAUCUCUGCAGAAUUAUGUGGUAGCCAUGCUGGUUAGGUGUGCCUUGAAUUCUAAAUAAAUCACAGUGUCACCAGCAAAGCACCCCCACACCAUCACACCUCCUCCUCCAUGCUUCACGGUGGGAACCACACAUGCAGAGAUCAUACGUUCACCUACUCUGCGUCUCGCAAAGACACAGCGGUUGGAACCAGAAAUCUCAAAUUUGGACUCAUCAGACCAAAGGACAGAUUUCCACCGGUCUAAUGUCCAUUGCUCGUGUUUCUUGGGCCAAGCAAGUCUCUUCUUAUUGGUGUCCUUUAGUAGUGGUUUCUUUGCAGCAAUUCGACCAUGAAGGCCUGAUUCACAUAGUCUCCUCUGAACAGUUGAUGUUGAGAUGUCUGUUACUUGAACAUUUAUUUGGACUGCAAUUUCUGAGGCUGGUAACUCUAAUUAACUUAUCCUCUGCAGCAGAGGUAACUAUUUUCAUCAUAGAGCUUGAUGGUUUUUGAGACUGCACUUGAAGAAACUUUCAAAGUUCUUGAAAUGACUGCCCUUCAUGUCUUAAAGUAAUGAUGGACUGUCAUUUCUCUUUGCUUAUUUGAGCUGUUCUUGCCAUAAUAUGGACUUGGUAUUUUACCAAAUAGGGCAAUCUUCUGUAUACCACCCCUACCUUGUCACAACACAACUGAUUGGCUCAAACGCAUUAAGAAGGAAAACAAUUCCACAAAUUAACUUUUAAGAAGGCACACCUGUUAAUUGAAAUUCAUUCCAGGUGACUACCUCAUGAAGCUGGUUGAGAGAAUACCAAGAGUGUGCAAAGCUGUCAAAGGCAAAGGGUGGCUACUCUGAAGAAUCUCAAAUAUAAAAUAUAUUUUAAUUUGUUUAACACUUUCUUGGUUACUACAUGAUUCCAUAUGUGUUAUUUCAUAGUUUUGAUGUCUUCAUUGUUAUUCUACAAUGUAGAAAAUAGUAAAAAUAAAGGAAAACCCUGGAAUGAGUAUGUGUGUCCAAACUUUUCACUGGUACUGUAUGUAUCUAUACAGAAUAUAUGAAAUUUCAUUUUUUAAAUGAAUAUUACUAACAACAGAUUAAAAUAAAUUUUGCCAAAGGAUCUGUGGAAUAAGUAAGGUAAUAUUAUUUAUCUAUGUUCUUAUCCCUGGGCAGCAGGGGCCGGGAGGCUCACAGGGAUAUUGGUAUUCACAGUACUCCACCAAUUAUCAUUUUAUAAUUAUAUUUUUUUUAACAUAAAUGCACUGUAAUUUAAGCUUUACAACUGCAAUGUUUUCUUUCUGCCUCAUGGCAAAAUGUGUGGAAUUGCAGGAUAUUAGCUUUAAAGCUGCAACAACAAAAAAUCUCUCUGCCCCAUGACAAAAUGUGUAGAAUUGUAAGAAAUUAGCUUGAAAACUGCAACAACGCCAAGUCGGGCCUUUUAAAUGUUGUUCCCCGGGCCCAAGACUUGGUUCGUCCAGCCAUGCACUCUAGACGUCAUAGUAAAACUCCUUGUAAGCAAUUUUAUCUGAUUAUGAGGGGGUCCCUGAUGAAUUCACUCCGGACCCAAAAAGUUUGAGAACCCCUGGCCUAAAUAACAAUCAUAAACCAAUCAAUCAAUGCCUCUCAUAAUAAUAAACAACCAAUCAAUCAAUAAUGUAUCCAUCCCCCCCCCCCCUCCCAGGUCAGGUGGUCUACAGCAGCACCAUGAUAGGCUGGGGACUAUGAGCACCCCACCCACGCCUCUAUGCCAUGCUUCCCCACCUACGCCGUUACGCCAUGCCUUCCUGGGCCAGCCCACCAGCUCCGCCAGCCGCCACACACACCUGGACGACGAAGGCUCCCUCAGGAGACGGGCCGUCAAGGUGUGCACUCCCCCAGACUACGGACGAAAAUUAGCUAUUUUGCUAACUCCGUCACACUUGAAUGUAAACAAUAAAUGUUGAUUAAAGGGAUAGUUCAGCUAAAGUCAAUGCUAAUAAUUAGCUUUGUUGGUCAUGGCUAGUUUAAGAAAACCAAAUUGUGGAUUGCAGUCACUCUGCUUUCAUUCAAGGCAAGGAAACAAAUAUCUAUAUAUGUAAUUUAUAUGAACUAUCCCUUCAAUGCGCACUGUCCGUCAAAUACAUUCCUGUGUCGAUGUUAUAGCUUCAAGUCUUUCUUGUUUUGAAAAAGGCCUUGUAGCCAAAAUGUCUCUAUUCGUUCCUCUUGCAUUUGCUUUCCUAUAGUGUAGACCUAUAGCCCUAGGGGAAUAUAUAUUUACUGUGUAGCGAUAUCCUCAGUUUGAAGCCUUGUUUGAAAAUGGUCAAAAUGCUUCCUUCCUCCCCCUUGGAGUAACCACUGAUCUAACGUUACAGAAUAGGUCACCAUUCCAGACAUGUCAGAUCAGUGAUUACUUCAAGAGAGGAAGGAUGCAUUUUCAAAGUAUCUGAACAGUAUCUUCCCCCCGCCCAACCUCCUUUAGGGUUCAGCCCCAAAGCCCAAUGUGGGCCGGACUUGAGUUGUCAUAGCUACUGCUCCCUGCCGAGAGAGGCUUGCGCUGAAGCUCUGCCCAGGACGGAGGGGAGUCCAAUCCACAGACAAUCGGGCCUCGAGGUCACGGACAUGUGA
Coregonus sp. 'balchen' is the source of this 13872-nucleotide messenger RNA. Lineage: Eukaryota; Metazoa; Chordata; Actinopteri; Salmoniformes; Salmonidae. The record is from the annotation of a GenBank genome assembly.